AUGAUGAAUUUCGCCGCUCAUCACCCUCCGUACGCGUUCGGAGUAACAGCGGCUGGAACAAUCGGACUAGCAUCGUCACCCUUCCCUGCCACACCCAUCGCACACGGGGGGUCACUACCUGACAGAAGCCAGAGAACACCGUUUGCCAUACAAGAACUUUUAGGACUAGGAAACAACAAUCACGAAUCUGAUAGACCAAGACAUUCACAGAGUGAUCCUAUCCUGUCAUCAUCUUACCUGUCUUCGUCAUUGUCCAGUUCGUUAGGACCAGUCCGGUCAGCAAUCAAGGACAUCCCAGUGUCUCUCCCCUACUCCACGUGGAGGUCUACCUUCAUCAACGCUUUAAGCAGCUCAGCGCAAUCUGUGUUCAACUUGGGAUCAUCACCAAAUAAUCUGUUGUCCAAAAGUAGCGACCAUGUCAAAACAAAUCUCGAGUCAAAUUUUAGUGAAAAGGGUAGUUUGGAGAAUAUCGACAGUGCCGGUCUGAGCAGCAAGAAAAAGAAAAAGAAGAGACGUCACAGGACUAUAUUUACUAGUUAUCAACUAGAAGAACUGGAAAAGGCAUUUAAAGAAGCUCACUACCCAGAUGUCUACGCUAGAGAAGUGUUAGCUCUGAAAACUAACCUACCUGAAGACAGAAUACAGGUAUGGUUUCAGAACAGGCGCGCAAAAUGGCGUAAAACCGAGAAAACUUGGGGCAGAAGUAGUAUAAUGGCGGAGUAUGGUUUAUAUGGAGCCAUGGUCAGACACUCACUUCCGCUUCCGGAGACCAUACUAAAGAGUGCAAAAGACGGAGUUCUCGAUUCCUGCGCCCCCUGGCUUCUCACAGGUAUGCAUAAGAAGUCCAUUGAGGCCGCUGCCAAACUUCAAGAAGAAGACGAAGACCCAGUGGAGAAGGACACCAUGGACGUCCGAGACCGAGACAGAGAAGAGAUUCGGUCGGAAAGCAUCGCUUCGCUACGCGCCAAAGCUCAGGAACACAGUGCCAAGUUUAUUCAUGAAAAUCAGGAAAGGCCGGACAGUUGUAGCAACUCACCUUCGCCAAGUGACAAUUAUAAAAGCAGGUUCGAGGAACCGAGAAUUGAUAACGAGAACUCGCAUUCACAGGAGGAGAUUGAUGUGGUGUGA
Messenger RNA from Ylistrum balloti, 1128 nucleotides. Its product is annotated as visual system homeobox 2-like. Gene Ontology annotation, molecular function: DNA-binding transcription factor activity, RNA polymerase II-specific; sequence-specific double-stranded DNA binding. NCBI's taxonomy places the organism in Eukaryota, Metazoa, Mollusca, Bivalvia, Pectinida, Pectinidae. Gene Ontology annotation, cellular component: nucleus. The coding region runs from base 1 to 1128 and encodes 375 amino acids. Gene Ontology annotation, biological process: regulation of transcription by RNA polymerase II. The record is from RefSeq and is a predicted model, not a curated record. The transcript has 5 exons.